Lingula anatina is the source of this 2359-nucleotide messenger RNA. RefSeq lists its product as uncharacterized. Lineage: Eukaryota; Metazoa; Brachiopoda; Lingulata; Lingulida; Lingulidae. The record is from RefSeq and is a predicted model, not a curated record.
AGAUAUUUGAGCAGCUCUCAAGGUGACUAUCAAUGGUUGAGAAGGUUUCGUCUGGUCUGGCAGAGUGAGAUAUGCCAGGAUGCGACUGGACGCGGAGAGCAGUGAAGACAGGCAGUCGGUGGCCGGAGACGCAGGUCAAGAGCAACACCCAGUCAAGUUAAACUUCUGCGAAUCCAUUCGUCGCAACACCCACUGGAAAUGCUUCAUCCUAACGCUGUUGAUCAGCGGCUGCCUGACCGCCAUUUUGUGGUGCCGACUAUCGUCAAACACCCAGCAGCCUUCCACCAACCUCGGCCAAGUUUAUGUUAUCCAACUGUAUCAGACCAAUCCCUGUGAUGAUGGUUACGUCUAUAUUCCUGUUGCCUUUGUAGUUAUGCUGUACCUUGUCUACCUCGUGGAAUGCUGGCACUGCCACACAAGGCUUGAAUUACGUGGACGCUCUGAUGUGAAUACAGUCUAUGAAAAGAUCCAAGCAAUGCGGGAAGCCUUUCCUGUUGUGUGGUGGAAAUCUGUAUGCUACCAUUAUGUCAGGCGAACGAGGCAAGUGACCAGAUACCGUAAUGGAGAUGCCUUCACUAGCACCCAGGUCUAUUAUGAAAGGGUGAAUUCCCACACAGCUGGAUCAGCUUAUAAUUUUCUAAAUGCAGGUGUGAAAGAUAUGUCAAGAACUCUCGUAGGACUGGAGAAUUACUCAGCCAUAAAAAUCAGAUUCACCAAAGGGUUUUCAUUUGCGUGCCCAGAAGCAGAGGCAGAAUUUGAACAGCAAAGAAUUGAAUUUUUUCAGGAAAAUGAGAGUCGAGAUGAUUACAUGGAAACUAAAGAAGGAUUAGACUUGCUUAAUGCCAACUUCAGAGACUAUGUGAUUACCUUUGGGAAUCCACAACGCCUGCCUUGGUACAUUUCCCACAUUGUUUUUUGGUUCAGCUCGUUAAUGCUUCUUUCAUGGCCUUUAAGAGUGAUAAUACAAUACAAAACUGCCUAUGUCCAUUAUCAUGUCCAUAAACUAUUUGGUAUCAACUAUUUAAAUGUCAGCUGUGCCUCCUGUCAGGUGACAAGAAGUUCUACAGCUUACAGUAUAGAGUUGGAGGCAGCUAUAAAGCAAAACUACACUUUGGUUCCUAGUUACUCAGAGGCUCUCCUAAUGGAGUAUACUCGAGAUGCCAACAGUAACAUUGCCACUGCCUUAACCCCAACAAGUGUCAAUGGACAUGUGGUUUUCCCACAGUUAAUUGGACGAUCUUCAUCUAAGCCUUUUAAUUUAGUGUUUUGGGACAAAGAAAAUAAUAACGAUGAGUCAGAAAAUGCGACACCUCCUAGUAGGACGUCAUCCAUUGCCAAUUUCUUCAAUCAGUUAAGGUCUGGUUUAUUUUCCACUGGUGGUGCUUCUAGAAUUAGCAAGAAAAGUAAGGGGAACAGAACUUUCUUCCCAAUGUCAGUCUCUGCGUCAAAUUUUCAGGAAUUUGCCAAAAAAGUUUUAAAACCCACUGGAAAAAGACUUAGAGGGGUUUGCCAAUCAAGAAGUUACAAUGCGAGGCUCCCAACAGCUCCCAAAGCACCAGAUGGCAGUAAAGAUUCCUGCGGCAAAGCAGGCAAUCCUCAAAUGACUGAAAAAAACUCUUCUCAGGCUCAGGUGUUACCUCGAAAUGUUGUCAGUGCUAUGAAUAAUAAUUACUUAAGUAAAAGCCAGGAGCAACAAAAAGAUGAGAGUAAUGACAGAAAAGUGAACAGAUGUGCCUUAGAGCAAAAAAGUAAUAGUGAUUCAAAAUCUACUGAGUGGCCCAUCCCAGCAGAUAUGAAUGCAAAUCGAGUUGCUUCCAUUUAUACGGCAAAUACAGCAUCAUCUAGUGUUCAGUGUAGGAGUGAAAAUUUAGAUGGUGGUAACAAAGUCAGCAACUUUUUUCGACAUUCCGCCAUAGCUGACACAGCACAGAAAUGCAGUCUUCCCACACAAAUACCUGUUAAACCUACCAACACCACAUCACUUCAACAGUCUGAUAUGAUGAACAACAUGCCCCAUGAAAACCUGAUGCAAAACACUCAUAAUGUUUCAAAUACAAAUGAUGGUACAAGUUUGGCACAGAGUUUAUUGACUAGUGCGACCCCUAGUGAAUCCCCGCCAUCUUAUGAAAAUGCCCUCUCCAUGAGACCUGCCCCUGCUCCCACCCCCGCCCCCACUGUCGCUUCCCCAUCCCAAGAUGCACAAAUAUCAAACAAAAGACUUUGUCAGUUUUGCCAUAGCUCUCCAGUACCAGUGAGAUUACUGCAGGCAAGGCAGAGUGGAGCUGUCACUGAGAAUGCAGACCAACUUGAAGAAACUGACGACCAAAAUGAUAUUAACAUCCUUGAAACAACAAUUUAG